This is a messenger RNA of Plasmopara halstedii, 948 nucleotides long. Its product is annotated as FOG: Transposon-encoded proteins with TYA, reverse transcriptase, integrase domains in various combinations. Gene Ontology annotation, biological process: DNA integration. The transcript has a single exon. NCBI's taxonomy places the organism in Eukaryota, Oomycota, Peronosporomycetes, Peronosporales, Peronosporaceae. Gene Ontology annotation, molecular function: nucleic acid binding. The coding region runs from base 1 to 948 and encodes 315 amino acids. The record is from RefSeq and is a predicted model, not a curated record.
AUGCUCAACAAAAGGAAUUUUAAUUAUCAAGCACAAUUAGGAAACAUUGUGUGCUGGGUGCCAAAGGGCAUGCAAACAGUCACGGCAUUUCCAUCUCGCUCGAUGACAAGAACGACACGUGUGCUGGAACGCGUACACACAUAUGUCAUGGAGUUUCUGACGCUUUACGAGAACCAAUGGGGUGCGCGACUGAGUUGUUUACGAUCUGACAACGGAACCGAAUUUGUAAACAAGACAACGGCUGAAAUAUGUCAACAGAACGAAAUUGUACACCAGCGCUCCGUUCCAUACAGCCCUAAGCAGAACGGAGUGGCGGAGCGUAUGAACAGGACUAUCAUGGAGACGGCCCGCAGCAUGUUGCAUUACAAGAGCGUCUCGACGGAUUGGUGGACGGAAGCGGUAAACACAGCGGUUUAUUUAGUUAAUCGCUCCAGCAAUACGGCCCAUACAGACAUCACACCCUACGAGCUGGCUUUCAAAAUGAAGCCUCAAAUUGAUCAUUCGCGCGUGUUUGAUUCGCACGGCUACGCUCACAUUGACAAUGUGAAACGGACCGAACUGGAGCACAAGAACUUCAAGUUUAUGUUUCUUGGCUACGCAGAGAAUGUCAAGGGUUAUCGCGUGUUUGACUUGGAGAAUGCCAAGGUCAAAGUGACUCGCUCUGUGAAGUUGUAUGAGCGUGAGGUGGACGGCAUUUGCGACACGCAAGAGGUCAAGCCGGAACGAACGACUCAAGCAGUGAAGGAUGGCGAUGAAGUCAAGGUUCAGCAUCAAGUGAAUCGACAGCCAGUUCUGGACGAUCCGAUGGAGGCUGUCGAAGUGCCAGUUGCGGAUGUCGAAAUGGAUGAUAUGGUUCACGCGCCAGGCAUCGAUGUACAGCGGCUAAUGCCUUCUGAGAGCCCUGUACAAAAGAGACUUGAGCUUAUGGAGAAUCAACAACCGACCUAA